AUGCUCAUCCCCUGUGGUGCCACCACGGCUGCUUGCGCUGCUGCUUCCGUGACCGCCACCUCCCUUGCCCCCACCUCCUCCUUUGCCGUUGUUCUUGCUCUGCUUGCGGGGCUGGGUAGCGUUGAGGGAGGAGGAGGAGGGUUGGGAGGAGGCGAGGUUGACAAUGGGAGUGCGGAGUUUGACUUCAGUAUCAAUGAUCCACUGUUCAACGGAGGCGAGAUCAGCCAUGGGAUUGGCUUCGGUAAAGGCGUGAAGGCGGGAUUCAUAGUCUGGGGUGAGGUUAAAAAGGAGGCGGUGGAUUUGGAGGGGUUCGGAGAGGCCGGCUUGGCGGGCCUCGAGGCGAUCAGCUACCUCUCUCAUGCGUCCGACAUAGUCAACCGCUCCGUCACAGGUGGCGAGGCCAUGAUGGACGGCUGCGGGUGGACCCGCAGUGGUCAUGGAGGAGAGCGGCGCGGGCGGCAGCGGCUGGCGAGGCCGCGGCGGCGUUGGCGCGGAGGCGGCGUCGAGGCCGCGGAGGGGAGUGGCGCGGGCGGCAGCGGCUGGCGAGGCCGCGGCUGCACUCGCGCGGAGGCGGCGUCGAGGCCGCGGAGGGGAGCAGCGCGGGCGGCAGCGGCUGGCGAGGCCGCGGCUGCGCUGGCGCGGAGGCGGCGUCGAGGCCGCGGAGUGGCGCGGGUGGCGGCGGCUGGCGAGGCCGCGGCGAGGCGGGCGCGGAGGCGGCGUCGGGGCCGCGGAGGGGAGCGGCGCGGGCGGCGGCGGCUGGCGAGGCCGCGGCUAGGCGCGCGCGGAGGCGGCGUCGGGGCCGCGGAGGGGAGCGGCGCGGGCGGCAGGCGGCUGGCGAGGCCGCGGCUACGCUGGCGCGGAGGCGGCGUCGAGGUCGCGGAGUGGCACAGGCGGCGGCGGCUGGCGAGGCCGCGGCGAGGCGGGCGCGGAGGCGGCGUCGGGGCCGCGGAGGGGAGCGGCGCGGGCGGCAGGCGGCUGGCGAGGCCGCGGCUGCGCUGGCGCGGAGGCGGCGACGAGGCCGCGGAGGGGAGCGGCGCGGGCGGCGGCGGCUGGCGAGGCCGCGGCUGCUCUGCCGCGGAGGCGGCGUCGAGGCCGCGAAGUGACGCGGGCGGCGGCGGCUGGCGAGGCCGCGGCGAGGCGGGCGCGGAGGCGGCGUCGGGGCCGCGGAGAGAAGCGGCGCGGGCGGCAGCGGCUGGCGAGGCCGCGACGAAGCGGGCGCGGAGGCGGCGACAAGGCCGCGGAAGGGAGCGGCGCGGGCCGCAGCGGCUAGGGAGGCCGCGGAGCUGUGGAGGGAAAGGGCGCUAA
Messenger RNA from Closterium sp. Naga37s-1, 1305 nucleotides. The record is from the annotation of a GenBank genome assembly. Lineage: Eukaryota; Viridiplantae; Streptophyta; Zygnematophyceae; Desmidiales; Closteriaceae.